AUGGGUAAAAGGCUACAAAGUGUUGAGCGCAUGAUCCAUGAGCUUCAUGCCGAAGCUAUGCCUUUGACUCGCACCCACCCCCUCCAACGUGUUGGUUCUAUUCCUAGCUCAGGUUUGGGCACUUCGGACGGUUCUUCUGCAGACGGUGACCGUUAUCAUAUCAUGCUAGAAGCUGUUGAGCGUCAGCGUGAAUACGCCAUGCUCCAACGGGCUCUCGCUGAAACUGGCAAUGACCAGGAAUGGGAGACCAUUUGUGACCAGCUUGAUCGGUUCCAUAGACGGGUCUUGAAUGUCAUUGAACGCAAGACGAACUCUAGUGCUCAGCACGGUUGCAGGAGCGAGCAUGAAUUCCAGAGCGAAAAUAACAUCGAACUAAAUAGGACGCUGCUGAACAUGUCAAGAGGCUCACUCAGGUCCCCUUCGAAUGAAAAUCAAUCGUACCGUCGCAGACGCCACGCAGCGUUUGAGACCCCACUAGAGCGAAUCUCGGAUGAAAUUGAGACGGAAACCGAUCACCAGUCUUCCCACAUAUCGGUUAGUGGCACCGAGGAAGUAGCAGACGGACCGGGGAGUCCGAUUCACCGUACUUUAUCGACAGUUACUUUACCAUCCUAUACACCAUCAGUGUUCUCCAAUUUCACAUCAACAAGCACUACUGCCACUGAGGAUACUUCUGUUACAGCUAACAAUUCUGCACAUAUGGAAAUACCCAAUAGUCAUAAUAAACCUUCAUAUAUGGCUUCCCCAACACAACCUCUCUCUGCCAGUCCAUCAACCGUUAACUCCCUUUCUAUCCCACUAUCAACAAGUCCAGGGUCAAUUCAUUCAUAUUCAACACCAAUUAGCCCGGGCUUUGCUCCAAGACAGAGUCAUUCAAAUGCCCGUGAUUCCAUAUCUAGCUACGCUAGUACAGCACCGAGUAUUGUCAGCAUAGAGAACGGGGAUGUUCCAUUGCGCAGUAGGGGUUACAGCAAUGGAAAUGGCAGUUCUUUCCCUCCUUCGCCAGGCAUGGUGUCGAGACGGGACACAGAUGAUUCAGGCCAUCAUUUGAGCUGUGGUUGGAAGACUAUCCCUAUUAAUGGUAAUGUAAGGGUGUAA
Messenger RNA from Trichophyton rubrum CBS 118892, 1098 nucleotides. RefSeq lists its product as uncharacterized. NCBI's taxonomy places the organism in Eukaryota, Fungi, Ascomycota, Eurotiomycetes, Onygenales, Arthrodermataceae. The transcript has a single exon. The record is from RefSeq and is a predicted model, not a curated record. Bases 1 to 1098 code for a protein of 365 amino acids.